Messenger RNA from Wasmannia auropunctata (little fire ant), 1234 nucleotides. RefSeq lists its product as uncharacterized. The record is from RefSeq and is a predicted model, not a curated record. The transcript has 4 exons. Gene Ontology annotation, cellular component: BORC complex. Lineage: Eukaryota; Metazoa; Arthropoda; Insecta; Hymenoptera; Formicidae. Gene Ontology annotation, biological process: lysosome localization. The coding region runs from base 149 to 979 and encodes 276 amino acids.
AGUCUCGGAGUGAAAGAUUAGGUUAGAUCGGUCUAAUUUGACGUUUGAUUUAAGGUGAUACAAAUGCGUCGGGGUGCAUUAGUGGCGUACGUAUUCUCGAUACCGACGUUUCUGAGAAUCAGCAGCAACAACUGAUCGCGCGACAAGAAUGGAGCCGGACGAGAUUGAGGCAGCCUCGAGAUCGGGGACGAGUUUGCGAAACGACAAGAACGCCAUCAUCGACUACGACGAAGACAGAUUACACGAGAUGACGGCAUCUUAUUCCGAGAUAUCAUUCGAUUCACAAUCCUCGCCACCCAUCUCCGAACUGAGGUCGCUCAUUGACUCCCCGGAUAUCGACAGUGGAAAAUUUUUGGAUGACAAUUUAGAGAAAAUAGGAGGAGCCGGCCACAGGCCGGAUCAAUUGAAUCUGAGAAGUAGGGGCGGCAGUCCGACAGAAGACGACGAUCUCGACCCACCGAGCUAUCAUAAAGCUAUGGGUUACCUGCAGCUGGAGGGAAGGGUAAUGCAGGACGGGGAUAUGGUGUUGUUCGUGACGGAGGAUCUGGAGAACAAGAUCAAAUUAUCCAGUCCUGUGACUAAGAAAGGGGAUACUCCGUCGUUUCCAGGCUCACGAAGCUCGACCCCGUGCUUGUACAGGCAGGCCUUAACCCCGCAAUUACCACCUCUUGAUCAUAACGUAUUAAACGAAUUAGAGAUGGAGGCUAGAAAAGUUGCAACCUCCGUGGACGCGUUGACGGAAAAUCUAGCCGCGAUUCUACAAAACGCUUCGGCUCUCACAGUUGGCUGUUUAGAAACUUACAGAGAUGCAGUGUGUAAGACAUGCGACGCUGUGGAUCACAAUAUAAAGUCAAUGUAUCAACUGAUGGCUAAGUGCGAGGAGCUGUCCAAGUCGAUGGGACCAAUUUAUAAGUUAGCAGAGCAGAUCAAAGAGAUGAAAAGGAUGCUGGAGCUGUUUGAGAGCGCGAUGAAUUUGUAAAGCAGUGUUGCACGCUUAUCGCGAACAUGAUUAAUCACAUUAUCGCGCUUUUACAUGAAAUACAGUUGCACAUUCGUUAAUUUGCAAUGCUCUGAACAAUAUGUUGUAGAUUAUGCGAUAAAUGAGAUUAUCUGUUGUACACGAUUUUUGGAAAAUAUGUAGGUAUGCGUGUAUGUAUGAGUGCUCGUGUAUUCGAUUUUUGUUGAAUUUUUAUUUGGAAUUAAAGUAUAUUGAAUAAUACAGCAGUGAAAAAUA